CGCUCCCCGUGCCGCCGGUUCCAAGGAGUCCCCGGGAGCACGGACGGGCGCUGGAGCCGCUCCGCUCCCCGCCGCACCAGGGAGUGCGAGGAGCAGCUGCUGUGACACCCCCGACGUCCUGCGAGGCUCCCGCCGGGUGUGAGCGGCAUCAGCGGGGGAGCGCCGUGCCUGGGAGCUGGCGUGCUGCUGUGGGCAGAGCAUGAGUGUCUCAUGCCCGCCACCCGCCUUUCAGCUCUGUCACAGGGGGCGGCUGUGCUCCUGCCGCAUUCAGCAUUAGCAGAGCAGGCAUUCCUUCUGUGCACUGUGCAGUUAUUAAAAACAUGGUGCUCCAGUCGGUAAAGAACUGCCUUUGGCUGCCCUGCGUCCUCAGGACUCCAAAAGCUUGCUUCUGGAGCACAGCUGGUGGAGGCCUCAUUAUCCAGUCUGUUUCUAAUGAUGUUUACCAAAAUCUAGCUGUGGAAGAUUGGAUCCAUGACCACAUGGAUUUAGAGAAGCAACAGGUCCUUUUCCUUUGGAGAAAUUCCCCUGCCGUGGUAAUAGGCAGACAUCAGAAUCCCUGGCAGGAAUGCAACCUCAGGCUGUUGAGGCAAAAAAAUAUAAAACUAGCCAGGAGAAGAAGUGGAGGAGGAACAGUUUACCAUGACUUAGGCAAUAUCAAUUUGACUUUCUUUACAACCAGAAAAAAAUAUGAACGAAUGGAAAACCUGAAGCUUGUUGUGAAGGCUCUGAAAGCCUUGCGACCCCAGUUAGAUGUACAUGUCACUGACAGGUAUGACAUCUUGCUAGACAGGCAAUACAAAAUCUCAGGCACUGCUGCUAAGCUGGGAAGGACAAGUGCUUAUCACCACUGUACCUUACUCUGUAAUGCAGAUAAGUUUGUUUUAUCUUCUGUGCUAAAAAGUCCUUUUAAAGGGUUAAAGAGCAAUGCCACUCCUAGUGUGCCUGCCUUGGUGAAAAAUCUCUUAGAAGAGGAUCCUAGUUUAACUUCUGAGAUGCUCCUGGAUGCCAUUGCUAAAGAAUAUGCUAUGCAGCACCAGAUAGAUCACCAUAUCACCUUAAUAAAUCCAGCUGAUGAGAUUCUGCUUCCUGGAAUUAGUGACAAAACUAAAGAACUACAAACCUGGGAAUGGGUGUAUGGAAAGACACCAAAGUUCAGCAUCAGCACAUGUCUUAACAUGGUCUAUAAAGAUUCUGUUCUUGACGUUAAAGUAAAUAUGGAUGUAAAGCAUGGAAGGAUUGAAGUCUGUAACAUUGAUCUGCCAGAGCAGUGGCUGCCACCAGGACUGUACAGUGAACUGGUCAAGAGUCUUACUGGCAGUAAGUUUUGCCCAAACGAAAUCACUGCACUAGUGACAACAUUGCUAAGAGUGUGUCCACAGGAUGAUGAGUUGCACAGCAGGUGGAGUCUACUGUGUGAGAAUAUGAUAAGAUUAAUGUGACUUGCAUUUUGAAAAUGUAAGUUAAAUUUCUGCUGCUUUUUUAUUUAAUGUAUUGAAAACAAAACUAAAACAAUCACUAGUAAGAGAAAAAUUCAGCUUGUAGAAAACAAA
Messenger RNA from Melospiza georgiana, 1550 nucleotides. RefSeq names its product lipoyltransferase 1 (gene LIPT1). Gene Ontology annotation, cellular component: mitochondrion; cytoplasm. The transcript has 2 exons. Gene Ontology annotation, molecular function: lipoyltransferase activity. The record is from RefSeq and is a predicted model, not a curated record. Gene Ontology annotation, biological process: protein lipoylation. The coding region runs from base 321 to 1439 and encodes 372 amino acids. NCBI's taxonomy places the organism in Eukaryota, Metazoa, Chordata, Aves, Passeriformes, Passerellidae.